Melanotaenia boesemani (Boeseman's rainbowfish) is the source of this 3433-nucleotide messenger RNA. It is a transcript of the gene hnrnpul1, whose product is annotated as heterogeneous nuclear ribonucleoprotein U-like 1. Gene Ontology annotation, molecular function: protein binding. Lineage: Eukaryota; Metazoa; Chordata; Actinopteri; Atheriniformes; Melanotaeniidae. Bases 124 to 2679 code for a protein of 851 amino acids. The record is from RefSeq and is a predicted model, not a curated record. The transcript is spliced from 16 exons.
GUUUGGUCACCGACGCGAGGGGGCGGUAGUGGUUCUUUCAGACUUCUACCACGACUUACCCGCGCAACUCGCGUAAAAGGAGAAAGUAAACAAACACCAAACUAGCAAACAGUCAGAAACAUCAUGAGUGUGGACGUGAAGAAACUGAAAGUAAACGAAUUAAAGGAUGAGCUCCAGCGCCGAGGCCUGGACACCAGAGGCCUGAAGGCGGACCUGGUGGAGAGGCUGAAAGCCGCUCUGGAGGCUGAAGCUCUGGACGAUCCUUCAGGACAAGAAGAGGCAGGGGAGCAGGACGAAUACAGCGAGGACUUUCAAGAAAACGAGGAUGGAGAGGAUGCUCCCGAACAACCAGAGGCAGCAGAGGACUAUGGUGAUGAGGAAGAAGAUGAUGGUGAAGGUAAUGCUCCUCAAGAGGAAGAUGAGGGCCGAGAUUCAGGCGGUUAUUAUGAGGAAGAGGAGGCAGAAAAUGAGCCCGAUGGAAAUCAACAAACAUCAGACUCGGGACAUGGCAUGCCUGACUUCACUGCAGAUGAGGAUAUUGAAGAAUCAAACACGGAGUCUGAGGAGGCGGCAAAGCUAGAAGUGAAGCAGGAGGAAAACAUCAAGACAGUGCAAGAAAUCAAAGUGGAAGUCAAAACCGAACAAGACGCUGAGGCUGUUGAGGACAGAAGCCAAGAGACUCAGGAUGCAGACCAGCAGCGUGGGCAAGAUGCUGCAGGCCAGGCCGAGCAAGUCAAAAUGGAAGGCGACAGGGGUGGAAACUACAGCCGCAAGAGACCAUAUGAGGAGAACAGGGGUUACGGCUACUACGAGCAUCGUGAGGAGAAAAGGUCUCGAACUCCACAGCCUCCUGCUGAAGAUGAGGAAGAGAACAUCGAUGACACUCUUGUUACAAUUGAUACAUACAACUGCGAUCUCCACUUCAAAGUGUCCCGGGAUCGGUACAGUGGAUAUCCUCUGACCAUAGAAGGCUUUGCUUACCUGUGGGCCGGAGCACGAGCCUCUCAUGGUGUCACCCGGGGUCGAGUGUGUUACGAAAUGAAGAUCAAUGAGGAAAUUCCUGUAAAACACCUGCCCAGCAGUGAGCCUGAUCCCCACGUGGUCAGAAUCGGAUGGUCUAUCAACCACUCCAGCACUCAGCUUGGUGAGGAGCCUUUUUCCUUUGGAUAUGGAGGAACGGGAAAGAAAUCUUCUGACUGCAAGUUUGCAGACUACGGUGAGAAGUUUGGUGAGAAUGACGUCAUCGGCUGCUACAUUGACUUUGAGAGCGACAAUGAGGUGCAGAUGGGCUACUCCAAGAACGGAGUGCACAUGGGUGUUGCUUUCCGGACCACCAAGGAAGAAUUGGCAGGACGUGCCCUGUUCCCUCAUGUGUUAGUGAAGAAUUGCGCAGUUGAGUUCAACUUUGGGCAGAAACGAGAGCCUUACUUCCCCCCACAAGAGGGAUACACCUUCAUCCACAAUCUUGACAUGGAGGACAAGAUCAGGGGCACGAAGGGACCUGCAAGCAAAUCUGAAUGUGAGAUUCUGAUGAUGGUGGGUCUGCCUGCCUGUGGAAAGACUACAUGGGCCAUAAAGCAUGCAGAGUGUAAUCCUGAGAAAAAGUACAACAUCCUGGGCACGAACGCCAUAAUGGACAAGAUGAAGGUGAUGGGUCUGCGGCGCCAGAAGAACUACGCCGGGCGCUGGGAUGUUCUGAUUCAACAGGCCACCCAGUGUCUGAACAGACUGAUCGAGAUCGCCGCCCGCAAGAGACGCAACUACAUCCUGGAUCAGACAAAUGUAUAUGGAUCAGCAAGGAGACGAAAAAUGCGUCCUUUUGAAGGUUUUCAACGCAAGGCUAUUGUAAUUUGUCCCACGGACGAGGAUUUUAAAGAACGAACAUUAAAGCAAACCAAUGAGCAGGGGAAGGAUGUGCCCGAUCAUGCUGUUUUAGAAAUGAAAGCCAACUUCACUCUCCCGGAGCCUUGUGAAUUCCUGGAAGCGGUGACCUACGUUGAGCUGCAGAGCGAUGAGGCUGAAAAGCUGCUGAAGCAGUACAACGAGGAAGGCCGUAAGGCUGCCCCACCCCCUGAGAAACGCUUUGACAACAGGCAGGGCGGGUUCCGCGGCCGCGGCAGUGGAAACUUCCAGCGGUAUGACAACCGGGAUGGAUCCCGCGGUAGUUACCAGAACCGCAGCGGAGACGGAGGAAGUGGAUACAGAGGAGGCUACAACCGUGGCAGCUACAACCAGAACAGGUGGGGCAACAGCUAUCGUGAUGGAGGCUCUGAUUCACGUGGUGGAUAUAACCGCAGCCAGUCGUCAGGGGGAAGCUACAAUCGCCCAGCUCCUUACAACAAGGGAGGAUACAACCAGGGCUACAGCCAGAGCUACAGUCAGGGAUACAAUCAGGGCAGCUACAACCAGAAUUACUAUGGCAACUACAGUCAGUAUCCAGGAUACAGCCAAAGCUACAGCCAAACACCUGCCACUGCACAGACGUACAACCAUCACCAGCAACAGCCAGCGCAGCAGCAGCAGCCGCAGCAGCAGCAGACCUACAACCAGCAAUAUCAGCAGUACGCCCAGCAGUGGCAGCAGUACUACCAGAACCAGAACCAGUGGAACCAGUAUUACAGCCAGUACGGCCAGUACCCUGGACAGGGCAGCCAAGGCUCGUCUUCUGGUUCUCAGUAGCUCUGGUUUGCAUCUGCAAUUGCAUCUGCCGGUCCCUCCCCUCCUCCCCGACACCGCUGACCUCUGCAGCAAGUUGAUUUUUGUACAGUCCCACACUAAGUCGCCCACCUUCCCAUUCUGUCCAGUUUGACCCAGUAGCCUUCAUCCCUCACCAACGUGCGCAUAACCUGUAAACAAUUUGAUGUCUUCUGAUUCUUUUCGCUGAGUCUUAACUUUAAGCAUCGACGUGCGGUGGUAGACGAUAGCUCGUGUAAUGAAUGUUAAUGAUCAUGCAUCUGAAGUGGGCGUGUGACAGAUCUCAGAGCUUAUUGUAUAUUUUUAGGAUGCACAGUGUGAAAAACGACUGGAAACGAGCAGCAAAGCCAGAGUCAUUUUUGCUUGCUUUGAGAAGCUUAACAGAGAACAAAAACUGCAUGCUUUUUACCCUCAUGACCCGCUCCACUGUCUUGCUCUUUACUUUUCAGUUACCGAGUGAGCACAUUUUAUUUACCAUUAUGGGACGUUUUUUUAUAGGUGAUGAAACUGUAGUAUUUAAUCGUCUUUGAUUAAGAUUUUUUUUGCAAUUCUUGUCCAGUAGUUCAAUGUGCAGGAUUGUUUCUUUAGUUUUCAUCCCUUUGUGAUUGUUCACUGAAAAAUUAGAUAAACCCUGUUGUGUCCAACCCGUGUUUUUCUAUCUUUGAAUGAAAACCUGAUUUUGACCAGUUAUGCAAGCUGUCUUGUCUUUAUACAAUAAACACAGUUGUAUACACCUGUA